AUAUAGAGCGCUGCCAGGACGGGAUCGGGACUAGUAAAGGGACUAAACUCGAGUUGAAUAUAUCUCGCUAAGCCACAAUGGUGAUUCCAGUGAAGAGCUCGACCAAAGAGAAGAUUGUAGCCCCAGUGAAGGAGGAAUCUACGGGUCACGAAAAGGAGAUGCCCACCCAGAAGAAGCUAACACCAUAUCAGGGGAAGAGGAGAGCCUUCGGGCACUUCUACUGCGAGGAGUGUGACAAGGAGUGGACCUCCGCGAACUCCUGGGCCAACUGUUACCAGAUCUGCAGGGACUGUGACACGUGUGUGUAUCCGUAUAAGCAGCUAAAGCUUCAGAAAGGAGACGGAGACAAGAAGAAAAGGAAGCCGCACCGCACGGACCUUUGCCAGCGGUGCAUUGAGACACAUUCCUGCUGCUGGUUGAUGGACUGGCCCCGUAAGAAGUCAUGAGGCUAUCGGAACACCACUAGGCCGCUAAAGCUACACCAUACAGAGCGGCCCCCGGUUGACAAAGGGAUGUAGGACGCAAAGAUUUAACUCCGUGCGAUGCAAGAAAUAUGUUUAAGAUUGAUGGAAAGGAUCGAGAUUCUUUUUUUUUUUUUUUUUAUUUGUGACUUUUUUGUUUAUAUUUUUUUUAUGGAGAACACUGAUUAUCCUUAUUCUAUUUUUUUUUCUUAGGUGUGUGUGUGUGUGUGUGUGUGUGUGUGUGUGUGUGUGUGUGUGUGUG
Messenger RNA from Portunus trituberculatus (swimming crab), 723 nucleotides. RefSeq names its product zinc finger CCHC domain-containing protein 24-like. The record is from RefSeq and is a predicted model, not a curated record. The transcript has 3 exons. Lineage: Eukaryota; Metazoa; Arthropoda; Malacostraca; Decapoda; Portunidae. The coding region runs from base 78 to 446 and encodes 122 amino acids.